Molecule: messenger RNA, 1820 nt
Organism: Pleuronectes platessa (European plaice)
Lineage: Eukaryota; Metazoa; Chordata; Actinopteri; Pleuronectiformes; Pleuronectidae
Gene: cxcr3.1
Product: chemokine (C-X-C motif) receptor 3, tandem duplicate 1
Exons: 5
Coding region: 218-1345 (375 amino acids)
Biological process (GO): regulation of leukocyte migration; G protein-coupled receptor signaling pathway; immune response
Cellular component (GO): membrane
Molecular function (GO): C-X-C chemokine receptor activity
Source: RefSeq, a predicted model, not a curated record
CAGAUAUCGUUGGUUCAUAUUGAGCUCAGAACAGCCUUGAGCACCUACUGGCAAAUACAAUGUCAGAAGAGGAUAUCGAUUGGCACAGAGCUUAGUUAAACAGGAUGACUGCUCAGGGUCAUAAUAUUUUCCCAAUUACCAGAAAGUGAUGAGGACUCAUGCACCAGCAGACUUACUGUGAUGCAUUUCCUUGGUAUUCUCCUGAAAGGAUUUGCUGAUGGAGGAAGGUGUCAAUAUACAACUGAACGGAGAUAACUCUUGGCGCGAUGACAUUGAUUUUUCAUACAACGACUCCAACAGUAACUUCAGCUGUUGCGAGGGGGGCAACGUGUGCGACCUGAACGAGGGCAGGGACUUCGAGGCCGUGUUCAUCCCAGUUCUGUACUCUGUGGCGUUCGUUGUGGGCAUCCUGGGAAAUGGAGUGCUGCUGGGAGUUCUGGUUCAGAGCAGGAGGACCUGGAGUGUGACCGACACCUUCAUCCUCCACCUGGGUGUGGCUGACGUCCUGCUGCUGGUGACGCUGCCCCUCUGGGCCGUGGAAGCUGCUCAACCUGCUGGCUGGACGCUUGGAACUCCCCUCUGUAAGAUCACUGGGGCUGUUUUCACGUUCAACUUCUACUGCGGGAUCUUUCUGCUGGCCUGCAUCAGUAUGGACCGCUACCUGUCCAUCGUUCACGCCACACAGAUGUACUCCCGUAGAAAGCCCUGGGUGGUUCAUGCCAGCUGCUUUGCUGUGUGGAACAUCUCCUUGCUCCUCUCCAUCCCUGACUGGAUCUUUUUGGAGGCUGUGGAGGAUGUCAGACGAGACAGAAUAGAGUGCAUUCCGAACUACUUCAAGUUUGACUCUGAUUCAGUAGGCGACUGGCGACUGGCAUCUCGCCUGCUCUACCACACGGUGGGCUUCCUGCUCCCUUCGGCGAUCCUAAUCUUCUGCUACUCCUGCAUCCUGCUGCGGCUGCGUUCCGGCUCCCAGGGCAUCCAAAAGCAGAAGGCCUUCAGGGUCAUUGUGGCCGUGGUGGUGGUUUUCUUUAUCUGCUGGACGCCCUACAACAUCACGCUCAUGGUGGACACACUUCAUUCCGCCAACAGCAGCGAUACCUGCGGGGUCAGGACGUCUCUGGAGAAAGCAAAGACCAUCACCUCCUCCUUGGGUUACCUCCACUGCAGCCUCAAUCCCAUCCUGUACGCCUUUGUGGGCGUGAAGUUCCGGCGUCAGCUCGUGGACAUCCUGAGGUCUCUGGGCUGCAAGAUAAAGAUCAGCUCCAAAUUCCAGUCUGUCGUCAGCAGCAGGAGAAGCUCUAUUUGGUCGGAGUCUGCGGACACCUCCAACUCCAUCGCUAUCUGAACGGGAGAGCCCCCCCCCCCCCCCCCCCCAUCUACAGUCAUUUGAAUAAACCUGUGGAGUUUACAGACUCUCUUCAACGACACAGAUGUGGGUGAUAAAGCGUGUUCCUGUACGUUUCCCAUGAUGCAUUACAUGUAUAUAAGGCUGUGCUUCCUUUCAACUUUCUGUUGUUCAUAGUGCCAUGCUGCGACUCAAGAUGCUUUUUAUAACAUUUCCUUUUCCUCAUUACCACCCAUCAUUUGCUAUUAAUCAGCAUAUUAUGUUAAACUGUGGAGCGUGUGAAUGCUGUUUUUUACUUGGAUUUUAUAUCAUAUUUUUCUAGUAUAUUUUACCAUAAUUUUUUACACAGAAUAUUCAAAUACAGAAUAAAGCUUUAUUAAUCAUGAUAAUGUAUGUUUCCAAUAUCAAAGUACAGUGCACAAAAGGACAAUUCAAUAUAUUUCAAAUAAUUCAAAUAAAAACCCAUCAAACAGAG